AUGAACAUCCGAAAAUAUAUUGUCUCACGCUUUACCACUCUUGUACCUCCUAUGAUUGUACCUGACAACCCGAUUACACUUCUCCGUAUGCUCAAUCGUCAGCAGACUGCCUUUUUUCUUGUCGCUCUCUCUGCAUGGACAUUGGAUGCGUUUGACUUCUUCGCGGUCACUCUCAAUGUCAUCGAAAUUGCGAAAACAUACAAUAAAACAGUGUCAGAUAUCACGUGGGGUAUUACAGUGACGCUCAUGCUUCGCUCUGUGGGUGCCAUUAUCUUCGGUAGUGCGGGCGAUCGAUUUGGACGCAAAUGGCCAUUCAUCGUUAACAUUGUUUUCUACGCGACAGUCGAAAUCGGUACAGGUUUCUGUAGAACAUACGCGGAGUUUCUCGGCGUUCGAGCUCUUUUCGGUGUGGCCAUGGGUGGCAUCUAUGGUAAUUGUGCUACUACAGCUCUUGAAGAUGCACCGAUUGCUGCGCGUGGUCUGUUAUCAGGUCUACUACAGCAAGGCUAUGCACUUGGCUACCUCCUUGCCGCUGCUUUAAAUAUGGCUAUUACGAAUAACCAACCGUACCGAUGGCGAGCACUUUUCUGGUUGGCAGGUGGUCUUCCACUACUUGUUGCUUUGUGGCGCAUCUUUCUACCAGAAACACAAACAUUUCUUCGUGUUAAAGAGGCACGAGCAGCUGGUACAAGCGUAGAUGGAGUUAAUCAUGAUGUUUCUGCAAUGCGAGCAUUCAUUGGUUCAAUUCGUCCUACACUAGUUCACCAUUGGCCAACUCUAAUCUAUCUCGUUCUGAUGAUGACCGGGUUCAACUUUUUAUCACAUGGCAGUCAAGAUUUAUAUCCAACAUUUCUUGGCUCACAGUUAAUGUUCUCGGGCGGUCUUGUUACUAUUGCCACAGUUGUCGCAAAUUGUGGUGCUAUCGUCGGUGGUACACUGAUUGGUUAUUUUUCGAGCUUCUUCGGUCGACGGCUAUCUAUUCUUGUUGUUCUUAUUGUUGGUGCUGCUCUCAUUCCGGCCUAUUUACUUCCAAAAGAUGCCAGCAUAAUGGCUGGUGCAUUCUUCCAACAACUUUGUGUACAAGGUGCUUGGGGUGUUGUGCCUAUUCAUCUCAUGGAACUUGCACCCGUACAGUUUCGUUCAUUUGCUGUCGGCACUUCCUAUCAACUCGGUAAUCUUAUCUCAUCAGCUUCAUCGACCAUCGAAGCGACAGUCGGACAACGCUUUCCUCUUCAUACAUCGAGCAACACUAGUGGCAAUCAUCAGUUUGAUUAUGGUAAAGUCAUGGCUAUUUUCUUAGCCUGUACUUAUUCAUAUUUGUUUAUCAUUAUUCUGUUUGGACCCGAAAAAAGAAAUAACAACAAUCUGACGGAAAGUGAUACUAACAAUGUAGAUGAUAGCAUAAAAGAAAACAAUCUACCAUCCGAAUUACCUCAAAUUCCUGAGUGCACAGAGACAACGACAACAACACAAACACACGUUUCAAGCUUAUGA
Molecule: messenger RNA, 1494 nt
Organism: Rotaria socialis
Lineage: Eukaryota; Metazoa; Rotifera; Eurotatoria; Philodinida; Philodinidae
Source: the annotation of a GenBank genome assembly